CUCGGUUUUUCUAAACGAGUCCACAAUGAAAAUUUUAUCAAUUUGCUUCAUAUUGUCCCUGGCUCUUAUCCUUGGGGUCUGUGAUAAUACUUCGCUACCUGUAAAGUCAAUUCCUGCAGGCGUGUACAUUACAACCACACUUGACAACCUUGACAUUUUUACAGCACUUGAGAAAAUAAAGAACUUCUGUGCCGGAGGAAACAGCUUACAAAACCACUUCCACUGUAAGGGUCUGAUUGUCCAAGGGGAGAGACGCAAUCCCGCAAUUGGAGGUUUAAAAUGGAAAUAUGUCUUCAGUAUGCCGCUCGACUUUGUCAAUUUGACUAACCUACCACUUCCUAACGAUCGCUCGCUCAAAUUGGACUUCCAUCUUGGCACCCCAAAAAGCAUAUCUGAAAAAUGCUUUUCAAAACCUAUUCCAGUGGGGCAAGUUUAUCAAAAAUUGAUUGAAGUUUACAAUCAAACACAAAAUACUUUACAGAAAAACUGGUUCUACAUGACUGGCUUCAAAAACCUAGAAACAUCUCCAACCUUCAGUAAAUUAUGGUUUGACAAAAGCCCAUAUUUUACUCGACGCAAACCUGCCCCUGAUGACAGCAAUAUUCUAAGUCUCUGCUCAGGAAAUUCUGGAUACAAUUGUCCAAAUACAACAUACUGUUUUAAAGACAACAUCGAGACACGCAAAAUGUCCAUGUACAUUGUGACUGGCGAGGCAAAAGACUACGCAGAGCAGAACUGUUCGUAUAAUACUGCAGUCAUGGAUCAGUAUAUGAACAACCACAGAUACUUCAGGGGAAGAAAUAGUUUGAACUUGACAAUGAGUAGGACCAUUCCUGUAAUGACGAAGAUCACAAAGCAACCAGCUCAAAGUACUUGUCCACAGAAAUACCAGAUGCAGUUCUAUGUUCAUAAGGAGCCACCACCAUGCCCAACCAAUUCAAACGUUCUGCUGGAAUUGCUCACUGAUAUGGAGGUGUACGUAAAAGCAUUUUAUGGAUAUGCUAACAAUGCCAUGGAUUUCCUCUACCAACACUUUAGCCAAGAACUCACUUCGAAACAACGCUCAUAUGUCACGGAUCAAUACUACUUGUCAGUAUUCAGAGGUCACGGUCCAGCCUUUGGAAGGCGCAUUGAGAUUUGGAUACUGAAGAAUCCACUUGCUUGUUCCAGACAAUGCAACUAAUUCGUUGUUGUUUGGUUCUCAGCACUUUUUAUUUUAAUUGUCUAUCAGCACACACACACACACACACUAUUCAAAAUGUUAAUCCCCUCCCCCACCUCAAAUCAUUUUGAUAAAAAAAAAAAAAAGAAAUUACUAAAAUCUACUGAAAAAUUUGACAAAACUUUCUACAUUAAAUCCAAUGUAUAUAUACACACGCAUACUUAUAUGCAAAUAUAUAUAUCUACCUACACAAAUAUACAUACUUACAUAUAUAUAUAUAUAUAUAUGCAUAUAUAACUGGGAAUAUACUGCUCAACAAAAUUAAAAUAUAACUGCUUUAUUUCUCAUAGUGAUAAUAUAUAUAUAUCAUCAUCAUCAUUCAAUGUCCGUUGUCCAUGCUGGCAUGGGUUGGACGGUUUGACCAGGACUGCACCAGACACCAAUCUGACUGGGGUCUGGUGCAGCCUCCCAGCUUGCCAGCCCUGAUCAAAUCAUCCAACCCAUGCCAGAAUGGACAAUGGAUGUUAAAUGAUGAUGAUGAUGAUGAUGAUGAUAUAUAUUAUCAGUUAGUUGAUCAGAAUCAGAAAGAAAAAAAAAUAUAUAUAUAUAUAAGUUAAAUAGCCUCUUUAAGGGAUGAAAAAAAUAUCCAAUGAAUUACUGGUAUGUUGCCUAUUAUUCAUAAAAUAAUAGGUUUAGAUAUAAAUCUUGGUUUAUAAAUAUUCAAAUUAAAAUUCAGAAAAUGGAGAUGUGGCAUUAACAUAAUUUAUUAAAACUGCAAAAUUCAACAUGUUCUCUUACAGCUAUUUCAAUCUCAUCAGAGGAGGAGAAAAGACAUACUGGUGGGUUAUUAGAUGUUAUCUUAACAGACUGUUGAGAUGUUUUGGAAGAAUAACAUCUAAUAACCUAACGGUAUGGCUUCACUACUCUACUGGCGAGACUUUUCAUGGAGAAAGGUGUUCGCCUCCAUGUGAUCAGCUUGAAAAAUAUUUAAGAUACUUGGAUAUUUUCCCACUCUUCUAAGCAUGAUACCAAUGGUAGCCUUAAUUCACAAAUAAAGAAAAUAUAUACAUAUAUAUAUUCCAUUUGUUUGUGUUCUACAUUGGGUUAUUGGUCUUGCAAUGCCGAAGCAAUAUAUAUGUAUGUAUAUAUAUAUAUAUAUAUAUAUAUUGCUAAGUUAUUGUGAUGCUAAUGACCUUGUAUAGAACACAAUACAAGUAUGCUUCUCAAUGAAGCAUUAGUUGAGGACAGAGCAGUAAUAAGGACAGAGAUGACAAAGGAAUAAACGAUUAUCUCAUGAAUUUCAUUACCUUACAACUAUUUCCACUGUAAGAUAUGGCAGACUGAUACUUGAGUGAUUAGAGCUUCAAACCUGAAGUGCCAUUUAUUUCAGGCACUCAACUGGGAGUCCACCACUUCUUAUAGUGGAAACAGCUGUAAGCCAAUGAAGUUCAUUACAUUCAAUAAUCGUUUAUUCCUUUAUAUAUAUAUAUAUAUUAUGUAUGUAUUUGGCAGUGAGAAUAAUUUCUUGGGUAGCUCCAGAGAGACCUCAAAGCAAGACAAGUUUCUCUCAAUGAAGUAGGAAAAAAAAUACAAGACUCCUUCUCAUUCACCAAGAAACUAUUCUUCACAUCUAUAACUGCUUUAUGACUUACCAACGACAUAAUCUGUUAAAUAAAACAUAUUUCUCUGUGUGUGUCUGUGUGUCCAUAACUUGACUGCUGCAUGACUUACCAACAAUCAAAUCUGAUAAAUAAAGUAUAUAUUUUUCUAUCUAUCUAUGUAUAUGUAUAUAUACAGUAUAACUGUAUAAAAUGGUAUUAUAUCACAAAUAAAAUAUGAAAUUGCCA
Octopus bimaculoides (California two-spot octopus) is the source of this 3009-nucleotide messenger RNA. RefSeq lists its product as uncharacterized. Lineage: Eukaryota; Metazoa; Mollusca; Cephalopoda; Octopoda; Octopodidae. The record is from RefSeq and is a predicted model, not a curated record.